Molecule: messenger RNA, 894 nt
Organism: Acanthosepion pharaonis
Lineage: Eukaryota; Metazoa; Mollusca; Cephalopoda; Sepiida; Sepiidae
Source: the annotation of a GenBank genome assembly
AUGAAUUAUACAAUCCGAAAGACUCAAAGGUAUCUAUCUAUCUAUCUAUCAAUUUAUCUAUCUUAUCCUGUUCAUAUCUAUCUAUCUAUCUAUCUAUCUAUCUAUCAUAGCCUGUUUAUAUCUAUCUAUCUAUCUAUCUAUCUAUCUAUCUAUCUAUCUAUCUGUUAUGUACAAAUACAAGCCUCCACUGCGAAAACACUCCACAACACUAUCUAUCUAUCUAUCUAUCUAUCUAUCUAUCUAUCUAUCUAUCCCUGGCUAGCAAUAACUUUCAUCUCUUUUGAUAAUAAACCACGAGGAAGACCACAAUCGAUUAUCACGCAUGAUCAAUUGAAUACUUUGCCUGUUCAUAUCUAUCUAUCUAUCUAUCUAUCUAUCUAUCUAUCUAUCUUAGACUGUUCAUAUCUAUCUAUCUAUCUUAGCCUGUUCAUAUCUAUCUAUCUAUCUAUCUAUCUAUUUAUUUUAGCCUGUUCAUAUCUAUCUAUCUAUCUAUCUAUCUAUCUAUCUAUCUAUCUUAGCCUACUGUUCAUAUAUCUAUCUAUCUAUCUUACCUGUUCAUAUCUAUCUUAUCUAUCUAUCUAUCUUAGCCUAUCUAUCUAUCUAUCUAUCUAUCUAUCUAUCUAUCUUAGCCUGUUCAUAUCUAUCUUAGCCUACUGUUCAUAUCUAUCUAUCUAUCUUAGCUCUAUCUAUAUAGACUAUAUCUAUCUAUCUAUCUAUCUAUCUAUCUAUCUAUCUAUCUAUCUAUCUAUCUAUCUUAGCCUGUUCAUAUAUAUCUAUCUAUCUAUAUCUAUCUAUCUUAGACUGUUCAUAUCUAUCUAUCUAUCUAUGAUCUAUCUAUCUAUCUAUCUAUCUAUCUAUCUAUCUUAUCUGUUCAUAUCUAUCUAUCUAUCUUAG